AUGGCAUUUCAUACAACGGCAUCGGGGGAACUUCCAAGUGGACGAGUCCAGUCUCAGUGGCAAGGACUCUGGCAAAAAAGCACCAGCACUUUGCUCAAGGAAGCUGUCGACCUCCGACAUUACCAGAGGGAACUGGAGACUCGUCUCCACGACGAGCAUGCCCACCUUCUGCAAGAACAACACCAUUCAUGCCAGCUUGAGCAGAAGCUGGCCGACUCUCAGUGGGCACGCGAGCAGGUGGAAUCGGCGUUGUGUCGCAGCACCGAGGAAGUCGCGUGGCUGCGUCAACAGCUGGAUGGCCAAAAGAGAACGCUGGAUUUGGAUUCCCGUGUAGAGGCCCUAGCGAGUCUCAACGAGGCCUUGUUGAAGACAACAUUCGGCACGACGACCAUGGAGACGACAUGUCAAAAACUUUCUUAG
This is a messenger RNA of Aspergillus alliaceus, 420 nucleotides long. RefSeq lists its product as uncharacterized. The record is from RefSeq and is a predicted model, not a curated record. Lineage: Eukaryota; Fungi; Ascomycota; Eurotiomycetes; Eurotiales; Aspergillaceae. Bases 1 to 420 code for a protein of 139 amino acids. The transcript is spliced from 2 exons.